CUCGCUCUGAUCGAUGCGAAAGCAGUGGAUCCUAUGAAACUAUGCGCUGUUUUUGAUGAGUUCGAGGGCAUUGAUGCCCUGACGCCCCUCAGGGAAAAAACCAAGUUUAGAUUCGAACCGGUGUGUACGGCAACCCUCUAUGACGACUGUUACCGUAUGGUCAGGGCCUAUGUGCGGCUCGGACAUUCCGUCGAGGAGAUACAGGAGGAAUUAGAUGUUAGGAGGCAUCUCGGACCAUAUACGUUUCUGAUUGGGCCUGGCAACUCAAUCUGUAUACUAGAGUUCCAGGCGUGUUCGGAAUCGUGA
This is a messenger RNA of Sphaeroforma arctica JP610, 306 nucleotides long. RefSeq lists its product as hypothetical. NCBI's taxonomy places the organism in Eukaryota, Ichthyosporea, Ichthyophonida. The annotation marks the transcript as partial. The record is from RefSeq and is a predicted model, not a curated record. The transcript is spliced from 3 exons.